Molecule: messenger RNA, 1895 nt
Organism: Paramormyrops kingsleyae
Lineage: Eukaryota; Metazoa; Chordata; Actinopteri; Osteoglossiformes; Mormyridae
Gene: rpusd1
Product: RNA pseudouridine synthase domain containing 1
Biological process (GO): enzyme-directed rRNA pseudouridine synthesis
Molecular function (GO): RNA binding; pseudouridine synthase activity
Source: RefSeq, a predicted model, not a curated record
GACACUACGCAGUAAGGGACCACGUGAUCCACACGUAGUGUUUGUACACUGACAGGUAAAAUGUGGUCUUCAACGUCGACUCCUGUGAAAUAAACAGCGGGGUUGAAUCAUAAACUGCGAAGCAGCACCUAGUUUCGUCCCUGCGUCUCGUGGCACGUUGCCAUGGAGGCAGCCAGUCUGGAGAACCUGCGCGUGCUGUACCAGAGCAAUGACUUCAUUGUGGUGAACAAACACUGGGACAUCCGCAUCGACAGCAAGAUGUGGUACGAGAAGCAGACGGUGCAGAGCCAGCUGCGGCAUCGCUUCCCGGAACUGGCGGACCCUGAAACAUACUACGGCUUCAGAUUCUGCCACCAGCUGGACUUCUCCACCAGCGGGGCCCUGUGUGUGGCGCUGAACCGGGCAGCAGCAGGCCAGGCCUACCGCUGCUUUAAGGACCGGCUGGUCACCAAGGCCUAUCUCGCGCUGGUGCGCGGCAUUCUAGAGCGCAAGAGGACGACACUGGACUUCGCCAUCGGGAAGAACACCUCCGAGGGCAGGACUCACAUGAUGUGCGUCGAGGGAACCGAGGGAUGCGAGAACCCCAAGCCGUGCCAGACGGUACUCACCGUGCUGGAGUACGGAUCCUACGACGGCGAUCCUGUGACCAAAGUCCUGCUGCAGCCACUGACAGGUCGGACUCAUCAGCUGCGAGUUCACUGCAGCGCUAUUGGGCAUCCUAUCGUGGGGGACUUCACCUAUAGCCUACGGACGGACAGCGCCCCCUACCGCAUGAUGCUGCAUGCUUACCUGCUGGACGUCCCGCUGGAGGGCGAGCCUAUCCAUGUCACGGCUCCUGACCCCUUCCUGCCCACGCUCGACACCAAAUGGGUACCGCAGCACUUGGUCCAGUCACUGGAGGGCGCCCUGGAGAGCCUGCUUGAGAGCAGAGGGGACCAGUGCGACCGGGAGAACGAUUUGAAGACCAUGGGAGAGCCGCCGGGGAAGGACGUCAGCAGGGCCUCGCCUUUGGAGACGGAGGAACAGAGCGUUCAGUGCCAGCAGUGGCUAUGCGAGUGGGCCCUGGACUGAGGAAGCGGGGAGAGAGAGACACACACACACACACACACACACUUAGAUAACACAAGGCCAGGUCUCAGGUAACAAUAUCUCUAGCAGGUUUGGAGGUAGAUGACGAUGGCACAACAUGUACGAGCCUUUCCGCUUAACCACUAAAGAAACAUAUUCCUACUGUAUUCCAGUGAUAUGAGUGUAAUGAUUGAAAAGGACACUGUACAGCAAAAGUUGUUUUAUUUUUUUAUAUUUUAGGCUUUUAAGCUAGAGACAGAUGGUCUGCCUAGUCUUAGUCUGAGCAUUUCCUGCUUCACCUAGAAGCAUUUGCAGUGUUUAUAUUCAGAGAGGCGGGCGGCCUGGCUUCAGCUGAACUUUGCAGUGCCCCAUCAGGCCGGGGGUCGGCUCUUUUCAAGCUGUAAAGGCUCAGAGUGUCGCCCCCCCCCCCUCCCUGUGUGAGCUGCUGAUGACACAGGCCUUGCAGAUGGCAGUUGACUUUGCUGGCAGCUCUACUUUAGGUUACUGACCAAAACAGACUGUUCUUCAUAGUGGAAAUAGAUCCACUGAACCGCCAUGUUGGAUCAGACCGUUCCAACACCGGAGACACCUUUGCAUGCCCUUUCGUAUGUGACCCCUCCCCCAAAUCAAGGUCAUGCACGAAUACGCCUCAUUGUUCUGCCCACCCAGUGUCUGCGAUAUCACACCUCUGUCCUUUUAGCCAGUGUUUUAGGUGAAGUGUUUUAAUGUUUUUAAAUUGAUUUGUACAUGUGAAGUAUCUCACUGCGGUAUUUGUAUGUACCCAACUGUAUUUUAAAUCUGAAAAAUAAAGCUCUGCAUCAAUGUCA